CCGUCAAAUAACAUGAUGGGUCGAGAAUCAUUUUGGAAGAAACUUGAAGUUGCCUCCACCCAAUCCACCUCUUUUUCACCGGUCGUCGGAGUUUGGCUUGAUAAGGUUGCGUAAGUGGUCGGAAUCGUGUGACGCCGGAAUCCUACAUGCGCCGGUGGCGACACUGACAAGCCCAAUCCGGCAGACCCUGCUGGUCCGAUGAGCGCCAUCAGUCGACUGCUUUUUACUUGAGGUGAAUCUUUUAACUAGACUGUUCUUAUUUUUAAUAGGCCCAUUUUUCUGCAUUUUACUUGGUUGUCGAAAAGCUCUGUUGAAAUUUCUAAUCAGGCGCCACGUGGAAACCUGAACGCCUCAAUUCCAUGUCAUCCCACCAAUCAGAAUUCAGUGAAUCUGUCAUACAACCUUAAAAUUGUGGGUUGUCUUGUUUUUCCCUGAUUGAGCCAUUAUAUAUCUGGUGGGCUCGGUCAAACAAGGUCCAAACUUCAAAAUUAGAAACAGAAUUUGGGCACUGACUACCAAGUUGAAGAAGGGAUGGAUUUGAUGGGGUGGAUUGGAAGUUCAGUAGAAUCAUUGAAAUCUAUUCGAAUUAGGAAGGCCCUCAAUGAAGCUAUCAGCAUUGGUUGGUUCUCUGUCUUUCUUUUUUAUCAAUUGUACUGUGAUCUUUCUCUCACAAGUUACAAUGCUAAAAUGAAUGGGAAUGCGUAAAUUUAUUUUACAAAAAGAGAUCUUUUUUGAUGAGAAAUUUCUUGAUUAUUAGUGAUGGUAAUGAUUUAUAUGUACUGCUUCCUUUUGGUUUCAGGUGUGUUAGUUAGUACUGCGCUUAUAUUAUGGAAGACUCUCAUGGUCAUAACUGGUACUGAAUCUCCUAUGGUGGUGGUUGUUUCCGGAAGCAUGGAACCUGGUUUUAAAAGGGGAGACAUUUUGUUCUUGCACAUGACCGAAAAGCCUGUCAGAGCUGGAGAGAUCGUUGUGUUUAAAAUUGAUGAUCGGCCAGUUCCAAUUGUGCAUCGUGUAAUCAAGGUUCAUGAACGGAAAGAUACAAAAGAAGUGUUCUUCUUGACAAAAGGUGAUAAUAAUAAGAUGAAUGACAUAGCCUUGUAUGCUCCUGGGCAAGAUUGGCUUGAGCAACGCCAUAUCAUGGGAAGAGCUGUGGGGGUCUUAAGAUACAUUGGUUGGAUGACCAUUAUUCUGACAGAACAGCCAAUUGUCAAGUAUGCUAUCAUAGGUGCAGUAGGGUUAAUGGUGAUCAUUGUAUCAAAAGACUGAAGAAAAGCGGACGCGUUGGGGCAAAAUUUGAUAACCAAUAUCCCUUUCAUUUAUGUAAAGCAGACUUGUUUGAGCUGCAUUCACUCACAAGCAGUAGAAGUACAAAUAGAUAUCAUUCUUACAGUGGGUAUUAUCUUUUUUCUUUUCUUUUCUUUGAUUAAGAAAAGAAUAAUGUGUCCACUCCGUUGUACCUAUCUAGCAAAGAAGAUGAUCGUGGCUCAUGAACAAAUCAAAUGCAGUAAAAAGAGACUAUUGGAUUCAUCUUAUUAUUGUUAGUUUAAGGCUUAGAGCCUGAGUUAACUCUUUCUUUGAUCUCCCUCCUUUUGUUGUUUUCCAUAUAUGAGGUUCGCGAAAUGUG
This is a messenger RNA of Oldenlandia corymbosa var. corymbosa, 1624 nucleotides long. NCBI's taxonomy places the organism in Eukaryota, Viridiplantae, Streptophyta, Magnoliopsida, Gentianales, Rubiaceae. The record is from the annotation of a GenBank genome assembly.